Messenger RNA from Actinia tenebrosa (Australian red waratah sea anemone), 2278 nucleotides. RefSeq names its product DDB1- and CUL4-associated factor 7. Lineage: Eukaryota; Metazoa; Cnidaria; Anthozoa; Actiniaria; Actiniidae. The record is from RefSeq and is a predicted model, not a curated record. Gene Ontology annotation, molecular function: protein binding.
UCUUGUUUUCUUUGAAGUGUUGUUGUCGUUUUGAAGGCUUUUUCAACUUAAAAAUCAUACCCCCAGUAAUUCAUUUUAGCCGCUAAGAUUGAAAAACCGGCGGACAUCAAGCAAAGGAUGGCUAUGCUAGCUCCUUCUGCUUCACAACAAGGAUCUUCCAAGAGAAAAGAAAUUUAUAAGUACGAUGCUCCUUGGACAAUCUACGGCAUGAAUUGGAGCGUCAGAACUGACAAACGGUUUCGCCUGGCUUUAGGAAGUUUUGUUGAGGAAUACAACAACAAGGUUCAAAUCGUAUCAUUAGAAGAAGAAGCUGGAGAAUUCUCAGUUAGAGCCACGUUUGACCAUCCUUAUCCAACUACAAAAAUAAUAUGGAUUCCAGAUAAUAAUUCUUACCCAGACCUUCUUGCGACAUCUGGUGAUUACCUAAGAGUAUGGAGAGUUGGUGACUCUGAUGUGAGGCUAGAAUGUCUUCUAAACAAUAACAAGAAUUCUGACUUUUGUGCUCCUUUAACAUCAUUUGACUGGAAUGAAGUUGAUCCUAAUUUAUUAGGCACCUCUAGUAUUGAUACAACUUGUACAAUAUGGGGACUAGAGACUGGUCAAGUUCUUGGUAGAGUGAAUUUGGUAUCUGGUCAUGUAAAGACACAGCUCAUAGCUCAUGACAAAGAGGUAUAUGAUAUUGCAUUUAGUCGUGCUGGUGGAGGCAGAGACAUGUUUGCCUCUGUUGGAGCAGAUGGCUCUGUUAGGAUGUUUGAUUUAAGACACUUAGAACACUCUACAAUUAUCUAUGAAGAUCCCCAACAUAGUCCUCUCUUAAGAUUAUCAUGGAAUAAACAAGAUCCAAAUUAUUUGGCAACAUUCUCACUUGAUGCCGUAGAGGUGAUAAUUCUAGAUGUUCGUGUUCCAUGUACUCCAGUAGCAAGACUUAAUAAUCACAGAGCAUGUGUUAAUGGUAUUGCUUGGGCACCACACUCUUCUUGUCAUAUUUGUACUGCAGCUGAUGACCACCAGGCUCUGAUCUGGGACAUUCAACAGAUGCCACGUGCAAUAGAGGACCCAAUACUAGCUUACACUGCAGAUGGAGAAAUUAAUCAAAUCCAAUGGGCAUCGACACAGCCAGAUUGGAUUGCUAUCUGUUAUAAUAAUUCACUAGAGAUACUUAGAGUAUAAGGGUAAUGUACCAAAGUACAUUUAUCAAGAAAGAUAAAGUUUUUAUAUCAUGACUGAAAGACUUCGGACUGUUGUUCUACCAUUAUUGACCAAAUACAGUUACAAAGUCUGAAUCAGGUCAGCAGGUCAUGCAACCAGUCAUCCGUCAAUCAUGCAACUAGUCUUGUUGUUUGUUAGUCACGCAACUAGUCAUGUUAGUUGUUAGAUAUGCAAUUUGAUAGUCAUGUAACUAGCAAAUUCUAGUCACAACACUGGUUGAUCAUUACAUUUUCUUUAGAGAAAGGAAAUAUAAUGUAUGCUGAUAGGAUAGAUGAGUAAAUGAUAGGUGGUUCAGUUUCUUUGUAUAUAUCCAAUGAGUGAGUGAGUGUGUAUAUAGUAUACAAAGACUAGGUACCUCAUUAAUUCUUUCUCUCGGCUGUUGUACAAACUGAACUACUUUCAAAUCUUUUAUGUAAAACAUAUCUAAAGACUGAAAUUAUUUAUUUUGAAGAAUUCUUCCAUCUGAGGUUAACCAAACAUUCUUACUUCAGCUAUCAAAUACUGCACAUCACAGAUGUAUUUUGCCUCUCAAACAUGUCUAGCCUGUAUAAAGCAAAUACUUGACACCAGGGGAUUUUUUGAGUUUCUCAUUUAAUUAACUAGAAAAUCUCAGAUUUUUCUCUAAAUGCCUUGGGUGUCCUCGUGAAAUAAGCGUCAAAAACCACAAGAGCAUAAUGUUGAAUUCUAUUGCAGAAAUAAUCAAAAAUAUGAUCGAGGAAAGGUUAAAAAAACUUGUUCUUUUGUAGUUUUUUGUUUUCCUUUCAACAGAAAAGUCUGUAUGCUAGGGUUCAAAUAAAAUGGAAAAGAUGUUGUAGAUAAUGUAUUUAAUGGUUUGCUAUCCAGGCCCACUGCCAGAACCGACUCCACAUCAGGUGUGGUGGGUAAGGUUUUCGAGGCUCGUAAAGAAUUGCUGUCAAACCUUCAUAUUUUACUUCAUGAUGUAUUUUAUUUCUGUUGUAACAUUGUCUGGUUAUACCAAUAUUUAUAUCUUCAUCUCUCUCUCUAUAUAUAUAUAUAGAUAGAUAGUCGAAGAUCUGUUUUUAUUAAAAUGGAAUUGGAUGUAGUGUCA